This is a messenger RNA of Styela clava, 4475 nucleotides long. NCBI's taxonomy places the organism in Eukaryota, Metazoa, Chordata, Ascidiacea, Stolidobranchia, Styelidae. The record is from RefSeq and is a predicted model, not a curated record.
UUGUAAGUUAUUUUGUAGCCUAAACAUGAGUUUAAAAAUAAAGCUGACCAAUUCAAACAUAUUUUUGACUGGGUGUGGGAGGGAAAAUACCACAAUGCUUGCUUGAUAUGUCUGCAAGUUGUGUCGGUGACAAUUUAAUACGUCAGUUUUCCUUAUGACACUUUCUGCGUUAUGAAAAGUUUGAAAUCUCACACUAAAUGUAGAUAUAAUAAGAUUUUUGUGAGUUUUUUUUGUGGUUUUCGCAUGCUUUAGUCUAAAAAAAUGUCAAUUAAUGAGCAAUGUAUUUGACAAUAAAUGUGUUUGUUUUGAAUUGCACUGUUUACAUGUUUUUAGCACUAUUGUGGCCCACGAGGUCGACAACCUUGGACCACCUCGGCCUAAUUACUGACAGACUGGAGUCUACUGGCAGACUGGUAUGAAAUAAACAUCACAGAAUCAGUUUUAUUUCUUAAUUCUGUAAUUUGUGUAAGACUGAUUUUUUCACUUCUGUACUUGUUGGAAAAAAUAAACUCAACUUGUUCUAUUACAGUAUUAUAACAAUUUUCUUUUUGAUGCUGAAUGUGUGUCGGUAUGAAUUUUUGUAUAAUAAUUCAAAAUGGUGCCAAUACUUUUUAUUGGCAGAUUGGGUUCACAAUCACAUGGCCUCAUUACGGCAAUAAUUUCAACUUUCUCUGCUUCUGAAGUUUUUAUCCACUUAUUUCUUCCUUUAUCCCUACAAUUCAGUAAUUUAACCAAGUAACAGAUUCUUAUCAUUGAUGUUGUUUAUGAUAUGAAAACUCUCUCUUGUUCUCAUAUCAAGCAUUAGACACUGCGGUAGGCUAUAUAUGUACUGAUGUAUAUAGCGAUAACCAUUUUUCGAAUUUUGAGGUCUACUUUAUGUCUGUGUAAUUAUGAACAAAAAGAUUGAAGAUUAAUUCAAAUGCUGAAUGUUUAUAAGAAUAAUUCUAAGCUGGAAUUCACAGCCCAGUAGCAUUUGUCAGUGGGGUUAUUUUGCUAGCUCGUACUCUCCCAAAUCACUGAACGUUGUGCGAAUAUCUGAUAUACAGGCAGAUUGAAACUGCGUUAACUGAGUUGAUUUUUGAUUGUUUACUCGUACAGUGUCACCUGUUUAUGCAGUGUUGUUAUUCUCUUACUGUCUUGCCACAGUAAUUUGCAAUGUUUUCUCUGGAUAUGAUGUUAAUAUGUAUAGCAUAUUGAUAAGUCAAUUUUACUAAUUUCUCAGAAUUUGUGAUUGUGCUUUUCUUCCAAGCAACUUAUUCCAUCAUGUAAUUUCAUCUUUUCAUUAGAAUGAUAUAACCUAAUAAAAAUUAUCAUUGAACUAAUUGCAGCAAAAAAGUUUAAUUUAUUUCAAAACAAAAAUGAAUGAUAUAUUUUCGGCAUGUCGUGAUGGUAACCUCAUGGCAGUCAAAGUUUGGUUGGAUAACACUGAAAAUGAUUUAAAUCAAGGAGAUGAUCAUUUAUUUAGUCCAUUGCAUUGGGCAUCCAGAUAUGGCCAUAAUACCAUUGUAGAAAUGCUAUUGUCCAGAGGGGCAAGAGUAAAUUCUGCAAACAUGGGUGAUGACACGCCCCUCCACAAUGCUGCUCAAAUGGGACGUCUUGAUGUUAUCCACAAACUUAUUCGAGAAAAGGCCGAGGUGAAUGCCUUGAAUGAACAUGGUAACACACCUUUACAUUAUGCCUGUUUUAACAACCACCCAGCUUCUGCAGAUGAACUAGUGUCUUGUGGUGCUCUUGUGAGCAUGUGUAACAAAAAGGGAGAAACACCGCUUGCUAGAGCCAGGCCAGAAUUAGCUCGAAGACUAGCAGAGCUUGCUCGUUCAAAAGGCCAGGAUUUGAAAACAAAAAUUCCAUUCUCGGAGAAUGUAUGGAAAGGAACAACCCGCACAAGGGCUAAAAAUGGAACUAUGAAUCAUGAAAAUGUCGAUUUGCGACAAUUAAAUCUAAAAGGUAAAAUUGCAUCAUCACAUUCUGGAGAAACAUGGAAAGGACGAUGGGGACAGACAGAAAUAUUAGCAAAAAUUCUUGCAGUCAAAAAUAUAACAUCAAGAAUAUCAAGGGCUUUCCAUGAAGAAUAUCUACGUUUACGAAUUUUUUCGAAUCCCAACGUUCUGCCAGUAAUGGGGAUUGUUAACAGCAAGAAUCUGGCAACUAUCAGCCCAUAUGCGAGUUAUGGAUCCCUGUACCAUGUCUUACAUGAAUCAACAACAACAGUAGAUCAAUCGAUUGCAUUACGUUUUGCAAUAGAUAUUGCGUCUGGAAUGCAAUUUUUACAUUCACUUGAACCAAUGAUUGACCGCUUGUUGAUCAACAGCAAACAUAUCAUGAUAGAUGAAGGAAUGACAUGCAAAGUGAACAUGGGUGAUGCAGGAUUUUCAUUCCAACCUCCAGGAAAACUAUACAAUCCCGCUUGGAUGGCACCAGAGGCUCUUCAAAAGAAAUCAAAUGAAAUUAAUCGUAAAUCAGCAGAUAUGUGGAGUUUUAGCAUUCUGCUUUGGGAAAUGGCUACGAGGGAAGUACCAUUUUCUGAUUUGGCAAAUAUGGAGUGUGGCAUGAGGAUUGCACUUGAGGGAAUGAGAGUAUCUAUACCACCUGGGGUUUCACCACACCUAAUGAAAUUAAUGAGGAUUUGUAUGAAUGAAGACCCUGCGAAGCGGCCCAAAUUUGACAUGAUUUUACCCAUCUUGCAGAAAAUGGUCGUUUGAUGUUAUUAAUAGCCGGCCAAAUUUUUAUAUGCGCUCAUGAAUGUUGCUGCAAAGAAGCGAUCUGUAGCAAAUAUAUUGCAGACAGAAUACAUUAUCAACUCAUCUAUGUUAAUCGGAAAGCCUCAACGUAAUAUUGCCGUUCUUGCCAGCAAUCUUAAGACUGGCAAGCUAAAGAAAGAAUAUAGUACAUGACUAAUAAGCUGCGGUAUUGUAAUUAACGAAUACCCAUUAUUGAUAGAGUAGUAAAAACUAAUAGAAUUCAUAAAGUGUUCGCAAAUAUUUCCUGUGCAAUUCGGAAUAUAUAACCGCUUCUAUAGCCGAGUACGAAUUCUAUAUUAGGUAACAUGCAAUAUAAUAAAGAACAUUAUUAUAUAAUCAGCCCACACUCAGUGCCAUAUUUGGUUGUGCAUUAUUAGAUUUCACAUUGAAUUAACCAUCAUUUUACUGUUUUUUAAAGAGCGAUGAGCUUAACACUCUUUAGGUCGAUCCCAUUCUAAUAACGUUCAAUGCCAUUUUUGAAGAGUACUCCUGAUUUAUUCCAACUUCUCAAGAGUCUCUUCCCAUCAACCUGGUAACACUAGAAGAUGUGGUUUUCAUAUAUUAUGGGGACAUACUAUAUAAAAGUAUAUUUCUUCCUUUUCCAUUUAACAUGAAAUAUGCCAACAUUCUUACUUCGUAAUGUUAUGAGUUGAGAAAUAUUUAUCAAACAAUUGACAUUGAUAUGCUUAAUUUGACUUACGAUCAUAACCUAAUAAAACAACAGUUUUUUAAUUUUUAUAUUCCAUACUUUGGAGAUAUUAAAAAUAGAUCAAGUUCUGCUUUUAGUAUGAUGAAAUUGAGAUUGUGCAUAAUAGUAAUGACGGUAACCAGUUUUGGUAAAUCAUACAUCUCCUUCUUUUACAGUAACAGUGAAACACAUUAGUGUCUGUUUAGGUGUAAGAAUAGCAUUUACUUGGAUGUUUGUAACGAAAUUAACUGUUGUUUCAUAACAUCAUGUCCCAUCUUUUUUACUAUAAUUUUACUAUUUUUGUGCAUGUUUAUUAUUCAUUUUUUUUGGUUGUUCCAUGAAUUUUCACUUUAAUUUAAAAGUACAUAAAAUAUAGCUAAUUUGUAUAAAGUCUUUUCACUAAUCCUAUUUUUAUCACUUUCUAUACUUAUCGGCUGCUAACGUGUUGGUAGAUCAUUCUUUAAUAAUAGAGGUAUCACUUUCUGAAUUGUUGACUCAAAUUAUGACACACUAGGAAACAUCGACAACACCUUUUGAAAUUUAAAUUUGUUCUAUUUUAAUGCUUUCUAAGCCUAGAGAUAUUCAUAGAAUUUGGUGGGUUUCUUUGGGGGUUCAUGUGAUAAAAAUUACUCUGAAAGUUGCCAUUUUUGCAGCAGGAAAAUUGUGUCAAAUUGCAAGCACAAUUUUUCAUCUGACUUUUUGCAAAACAGAUCAUGUAAUGAUAAACAUACAGGUACUUAAUCAAAAUGUCAUUUAUUUCAUGCUGUUUGGUGUGUCUGUGGUCCCAGAACCAUAAACUUAAUAUGACUUCAGUAAAAUUUAGAGUGACAUGGGCUACCUUUAUAACAGCUUAAAAUCUUUGUUAUUUAUAUAUUUUUGUAUAAUAUUAAAAUAAUCUUGAAUGCUAAUUUACAACUCUUCACUACACCAGAUGAUGGAAGCCUAAUGUCUCCUUACACAGAUAUUAUAUUGCCUAAUUGCAUAAAUUCUAAUACAAGCAAACUAAACAUUAUCCCAAUGUUCUUGAAAUACAGCUGCAUAUUCAA